Condylostylus longicornis is the source of this 1250-nucleotide messenger RNA. RefSeq names its product transcription initiation factor IIB (gene TfIIB). Lineage: Eukaryota; Metazoa; Arthropoda; Insecta; Diptera; Dolichopodidae. The record is from RefSeq and is a predicted model, not a curated record. Gene Ontology annotation, biological process: transcription preinitiation complex assembly; transcription initiation at RNA polymerase II promoter. Gene Ontology annotation, cellular component: nucleus; transcription preinitiation complex. The transcript is spliced from 6 exons. Gene Ontology annotation, molecular function: RNA polymerase II general transcription initiation factor activity; TBP-class protein binding. Bases 169 to 1119 code for a protein of 316 amino acids.
UUGGCAAACACAAAAAUAAAAAAUAAAAAAAAGCCAAGUGAAACGUCACCUGUGUCUAAAUAAAAAUAUUUUUUAUUUUAAAAUAAAAUAUUUUUGCCAUAUUUUGCAAUUUGUACAACAUUUAUUGCGGUUUUCACGAGUAUUUGAGAAAUACAAUUCCUAUUCAUAAUGGCCAGCACAUCAAGGCCAGACAUGUCAAAUAAAGUAGUUUGCUAUGCUCACCCAGAGGCACCCCUUAUAGAGGACUACAGAGCUGGUGAUAUGAUUUGUUCUGAAUGUGGCUUAGUUGUCGGUGAUCGAGUGAUUGACGUAGGCUCAGAAUGGCGUACGUUCAGUAAUGAAAAGAGUGGCGUCGACCCCAGUCGUGUUGGUGGACCUGAAAAUCCUCUGUUAAGCGGAGGAGAUUUAUCGACUAUGAUUGGUCCAGGGACUGGUGCUGCAUCUUUUGAUUCUUUCGGAACUCCAAAGUACCAGAACCGUCGUACAAUGAAUAGUUCAGAUCGAGCUUUGAUUUCAGCUUUUAAAGAGAUAUCUAUGAUGGCUGAUAGAAUUAACCUUCCAAAGACAAUUGUUGAUCGAGCUAAUAAUUUAUUUAAACAGGUUCACGAUGGCAAAAAUUUGAAAGGUAGAUCAAACGAUGCAAAAGCUUCUGCAUGUCUAUAUAUUGCAUGCCGGCAGGAAGGAGUUCCAAGAACUUUUAAAGAAAUAUGUGCAGUUAGCAAAAUUAGCAAAAAAGAAAUUGGUCGAUGUUUCAAACUCACACUUAAAGCAUUAGAAACUAGCGUGGAUCUUAUUACAACCGCUGAUUUCAUGUCACGUUUUUGCGCUAAUUUAGGUCUUCCUAAUAUGGUUCAAAGAGCCGCAACGCAUAUAGCUAAAAAAGCAGUUGAAAUGGAUAUUGUACCUGGACGUUCUCCUAUUUCGGUAGCAGCUGCCGCCAUAUAUAUGGCAUCUCAGGCGUCAGAACACAAAAGAAGCCAGAAAGAAAUUGGUGACAUUGCUGGUGUGGCUGAUGUUACAAUUCGUCAAUCGUAUAAAUUGAUGUACCCGCAUGCAAAUAAAUUAUUUCCAGAAGAUUUUGUUUUCACUACAUCGAUUGAAGACCUUCCUCAGAUGUAAUAUAUAUUUAAUUAUAAUUUUCUUUUUUUAAUAUUAAGACUGUAGAUUUACAUACAUAUAUUAAUUUGUUUAUAAAAUCUUUGAUGCUAAUUUUUUCAUUGAAACUUUUAAUAAAAGUAAAAAAGUUAAUA